ACACACACACACACACACACACACACAAAGAUAAUACGUGUGGAGUGGUUUGAUGGGUGCACUGAAGCCAUGGUUAGUGUGGAUCAUCCUGGUCCGAGGUGAACGUGUCUGUCUUAAUCCCUCACCUGCAUUUCAAUUUUUUCACUUCACGAUGCAAUGGAUGAUGCAGGGGUUCAUGUUGGUAAUAGUGAUGGUGGGUAGAAGUACCUGCUGCCAGUACUGGUGCAAAACUCCACCACCGCAGGACACUGCCUACUGCUGCAGCCUGCCAGAUCGAGUCUACCCUGCUCCUGAAGUGCAUUCUGGCAGUUGUCCUCCAGCUCGCAAAGUAUGCCCCAGGAUACAGCUUCCCGAGGUGUGUCCCCAUGACGGCGCAUGCCCCCAAAACCAGAAAUGUUGCUGGGAUGUAUGUCUUGAGCUCCACACUUGUAAACCAAGCCACAAAAUUCCUGUGGAGCUUCCAAAAUUCCCAAGUGUGGCCCAUUUGGCUCGGUCUGAUGUAAGUGGCAUCGAGUAAAGGGCUGAGCCUUAAAAUAGUAUCCAUGCUUAGUGAUAAUCAAUGAACUUAUAAGUUUGACUGAAUAUUUUUUUCAAUAAUAAAGAACUGUCUUGGUAGUACAGUACAAAUAUUUACCUUAUAUUAUUAUUAUAUGCAUUAUCAAAAUAACAACUGUAUGUGGAUCAUAAAAGUAAACUUACCUUCGAUAUUCAGUUGACAGAAAAUGCAAAAAAUUUUGCUGGCUUCAGAUUGAUUUGUAGUAUGUUUAUUUUAGGCAUAAUGUUUCCAUAUGUGCCCUACUAUUUUAGCCUAAUAAAUUUUGUUAAAUUCA
Messenger RNA from Cherax quadricarinatus, 830 nucleotides. RefSeq lists its product as uncharacterized. Gene Ontology annotation, cellular component: extracellular region. The record is from RefSeq and is a predicted model, not a curated record. Gene Ontology annotation, molecular function: peptidase inhibitor activity. NCBI's taxonomy places the organism in Eukaryota, Metazoa, Arthropoda, Malacostraca, Decapoda, Parastacidae.